This is a messenger RNA of Limanda limanda (common dab), 1564 nucleotides long. RefSeq names its product NIMA-related kinase 2 (gene nek2). Gene Ontology annotation, biological process: protein phosphorylation. The transcript has 9 exons. Gene Ontology annotation, molecular function: ATP binding; protein kinase activity. The record is from RefSeq and is a predicted model, not a curated record. Bases 1 to 1338 code for a protein of 445 amino acids. Lineage: Eukaryota; Metazoa; Chordata; Actinopteri; Pleuronectiformes; Pleuronectidae.
AUGCCGUCCCGGGUGGACGACUACGAGCUGUUGAACACUAUCGGCUCCGGUUCCUAUGGAAAGUGCCAGAAAAUCACCCGGAAAGCCGACGGAAAAAUCCUGGUGUGGAAGGAGCUGGACUAUGGCACCAUGGCGGAGAGUGAAAAGCAGAUGCUGGUGUCAGAGGUGAACCUCCUUCGGGAGCUGAAGCACCCGAACAUCGUGAGGUACUACGACCGCAUCAUAGACCGCACCAACACCACCCUGUAUAUAAUCAUGGAGUACUGCGAGGGCGGAGACCUGUCCAGCAUCAUCGACCGCUGCAUCAAGGAAAGGCGUUACCUGGAGGAGGAGUUCGUCCUGCGGGUCAUGGCGCAGCUCACCUCGGCCCUGAAGGAAUGCCACCGGCGCAGCGACGGCCGGGCCACCGUUCUCCAUCGAGACCUGAAACCAGCCAACAUCUUCCUCGAUAUCAGGCAGAACGUCAAGCUCGGAGACUUCGGCCUCGCCAGGAUCCUGAAUCAUGACACCAGUUUUGCAAAGACAUUUGUCGGGACACCGUACUACAUGUCUCCAGAGCAAAUAAACCAGUUGUCGUACAACGAGAAGUCAGAUAUUUGGUCGCUGGGAUGUUUGCUGUAUGAACUAUGUGCAUUAUCGCCUCCGUUCACUGCUUACAACCAGAAGGAGCUGGCAGAGAGGAUCCGAGAGGGAAAGUUCAGGAGAAUCCCGUACCGCUACUCCGAGGAGCUGAACAGCUUACUCAGCAAAAUGCUCAAUUUAAAGGACUACAUGAGGCCCUCGGUGGAGUCCAUUCUCCAGAGCAGACUGUUGGCGGAUGCGGUUGCUGAGGAGCAGAGGAGGGCCGAGGCGCGUGUCCGGAGGAAGUCGGCGGACCCUGACCGACCGCUUCCGAAGACGGCGGAACCAGCUCCAGCCUCUGCUGCUGAGCUCCAACUCAGGGAACAGGCGCUGAGAGACAGAGAGACAGCUCUGAAGGAACGUGAAGAGAGGGUGGAGCAAAGGGAGCAUGAGCUGUGUGUUCGUGAACAGCUGUCAAACGAGAAGAUUGCACGGGCCGAGCGUUUACUGAAGAAUUAUACCCGUCUCCAGCAGCAGACGGACCUGUCACCAUUAUACGGCAAAGACAUAGAUGAGGACGGCCUCUCCCCGGGAAAGAGGAAGGUCCGGUUUGCGGGUGAGAGCAAAGAGAACCAGCGUCCCCACGGCCGUCGGAGCGUGGCGUCCCAGGAGCUGAUCCUGAGGAGGCUGCAGGCGGCCAACGAGCGCGGACUCACGCUGAAAGAAGUGGAGAUGUCCUGUCAGUUCAAGAGCAGGCAGAUCCUCGGCUUCCGCUGACCACAUGGGACGUCUCUGUUUGUUGUGCUGUGGAAGGCUCUGAGUCAGGAUAACUGGAUGUAAAUAAAUAUUUAUUUAUGAUUAUUUAGUUGCUAUGCAAGGAGUGAUGACAACAUUUCAAGCCAGUUUAUUGUCGUGUGUAUGUGUUUUAAUGUUAUAGGCAGCUAUAGGGCUUCUGAAAUGUUCAGUUUAUUCUUGCUGUAUAUUUUUAAACGUGAAGUUUUGU